Molecule: messenger RNA, 1125 nt
Organism: Enterobius vermicularis (human pinworm)
Lineage: Eukaryota; Metazoa; Nematoda; Chromadorea; Rhabditida; Oxyuridae
Source: the annotation of a GenBank genome assembly
AUGAAUGCUUCUUUCAUAACAGAAAAGUUGAUAAGCCCAGCUUUAAGCGGGAAAGUAAUCGAGUUUCAUUAUCCCUUCCAACAGUCUCUACGUUAUAACGAAGGUCCCGAAAUACUGGACCUCAUUUGCUCCAAGGAUUUUGAAAACCUGCUGAAAAAUUUUAACCAUGCGGCUGCGACCCGGGCCAAGCUGGUGUUGGUGACCUUUCAGGUCGCGGGAUAUGUUCCACAGCCGGCAUCCAAAGAACUACUAUUUAAAAUUUGUAAUUUUUCUUACAACCGUGCUAUAGACAACGUGAACCUUUUAAACAGCUAUAAAGUAGGAUCGUCUUCUGUCUACGGAGAAAUUACAAUUGAGUGUUUUCAAAAAAUCCUUGACGUCAUACAACCAAAUGAGCGAGACGUCUUUGUUGACUUAGGAAGUGGUGUUGGUCACUUGGUGACAUAUAUUGCUGGAGCAACCCAAGUAAGAAAAGCUAUCGGAAUUGAAAGAGAGCAAAUACCUGCUGGUUAUGCCAAAAGACUCGCUUCAGAAUUCAAAAAGUUAGUUGGGAAGAAAAACUUCCCUAAGCUUGAUUGUUGCGCUAUAAAGGAAAGUAAGUACGUUGUCAUUUGGCCGGUCCAGUGGUGGACCAGUGCUUGUUUUGAAGAGGUAGGGCUAGUUAAGAAUCUAACAUACCGUGGGAUAAUAGAGAGCGGGCACAAGGAAGCUAUCCCAGCACAAAAUGUGGCUGGCACCACUCCGUCGCAAAAGUCUAGUUUGGGGACUUUGUCACUGUCUAUUUCCAUAAGAAUAUUUCGAAAAAUCCUUCAUGACUGCGUAAGUCUCAGCUCCCUCGAGUGCUCUAUAGACAAUUGGGUAGAGAUGACGCGAGGGUCGGCCCCGCAUGCCGUAGUCCCUAGCAGCGAUGAGAACCACCAAUUCAGUCCUAGGUUCACAAUCUUAAUGAAUUGGUUUGGAAAAAUGGUACGGCCAUUUCAACUGUAUGAAGGAGAUUUUUUAGAAGAAAAAUACCGCUGUUUGUUAACGGAAAGAGCAACAGUUCUGUUCAUCAACAACUUUGCCUUCACGCCAGAUCUUGACGAGAGAAUAAAAAAGUAUGAAAUUCAAUCAAACCCUUCGUAG